UGUUUACUUUAGAACCAGGAAACGCCGUCCGGGUCAACUCGGGAGCUGCUAGCCCGGUAUGAGAUGAGAUGGUUUGGAGGAAAAUAAACGCGUUUUAGUGGAAAAAAAAACAACAUGGACAUUCACUUACUGACAAGUUUGCUGGUGUUGUCUUUCAUAGCUACCGCUUUCGGCGAAGGUGGGGACUUGACGUUAGUCCAGGAGUUGUCCUCCAAGCCGGCCCAGAAGCUGUCUAGAUACGGUUGGUAUGGCAAUGUCAGGUUGACCGUGUUCCAUGUCCCGGACGAUACCGUCGCCGCCCGCUGGCUGUUCACUGUAACCAGGGGCAACGGUUUCAACUGUGGAACACACAACGUCUCCAUGUAUUUGCGUUGGGGGGCUCCUCCAGUCAUCGAUCCAGUAGGACGGGUGUUUCCUAACAACACUGUGACAUCACCAGUCCUCUCACUCAACCUGUCCAUGACAUCAUCGCAAAGCAACUCAACCUUUAACCUGUCUAACCCCGCCCCCGGAGACUGGUACCUGGCGGCUCACCUGCCCCGAGACGAUGGACGCAUCGAACACAAGGGAUUCCCGUCCUGUUCCUACUUCUUCCAGCCCCAGCUGUCAGUCAGGAGAGCAGUGGACACACCCAUCCUCCAGGCCACGCCCCUAACCCAGACCGCCUCCCCCAACAGACCUGCACUACUCAGGGUUUUUGUUCCAGAGUUCGUGUCGUCUCUCUCGGUGUCUGUGAGUGACUGUACCUGGGGGGAGGGGCUUGUGAACGGAGACUGUUCAUUGUCCCUCACGCUGGGCUCCUCCUCCCCCCAGGGGGGGCUUGUGAGGGUGAACUGUUCUCUGAUUGGCUGCACGGCCGUUCUCCUCGCUCCCCCAUGGAAUACUUGGAUACGCGUCACCGUGGAUAGUUACCAUAGCAACCAAACCACAGCCUUCAGCGUCUCAGCCAACUACACAGUGGGCUGUAAGCCUCAGAGUGUGGGUAUGUCUGGAGACGAUCACCUUAACAGGCUCCGUGGCAACGGCGGCACUGCAUCGUCACCAGGCAACAGUUCUGCGGUUGCCGAGGCAGGUCUCCGUAGCGACGCGUCGUCGUCGGAGUGUGUGCGGCUCGUUCCGGUGCUCCGCGAGGAACUAGACGUUCUGUCGGUCCGGUUCUCUCCCGUUAACGGACCCAACGUAACGGUCACCCACACACUCCCCACGCUCCUCACCUUCCCCCUCAACACACAGACGACUGGAGGGACCCUGAACCUGGACGUUACACUCAACACUACUAAUGCAACGUUAGGAAGCAGCAGGGUGAUGGCCUGUCUCUCUUCCUGGGCUCCUGUCCUCACACUCAACCACUCCCAUCCCUGUCACACAGCGGUCGGGUUCAGUGUGAACGUCAGUGUUCCUGGGUCCGUCGUCAGACUUCCCUUCCCUCAGGCUGCCACCUGGUACCUGACCUUACAACUCUUCUGCAACAGUAGUGACUGUGGUAAUGUAACAGUGACGCCACAGCUGUCCGUAUCGGCCUGUAUCGAGGACUGUGGGACGUUUGGAGAGUGUCGACUGUUGAGGUCGUACAGCUAUCUCUACGCUGCCUGUGUCUGCAAAGCCGGUUGGAGCGGGUGGGGCUGUACCGAUGACGUCACAGCCCAGUCGUACGGUCGUCAGCUGACAGCGGUUCUACUGCUCACGCUCAGUAACCUCCUCUUCAUCCCGCCCAUCGUCAUCGCUGUCCGACGCUGUUACGUCACCGAGGCCUCCGUCUACCUCUUUACCAUGUUCUUCUCUACUUUCUACCAUGCGUGUGACCAGCCUGGUUUAACAGUGAUGUGUAUCAUGGAUUACGACACUCUCCAGUACUGCGACUUUCUGGGUUCAGUGUGUUCUAUCUGGGUCACUGUUCUCUGCAUGGCCCGAGUCAGAGACCCGCUCAAAUACGUGUUGUUUAUGCUAGGUACUCUACUGAUAGCGAUGUCCAUGCAGCUGGACCGAAGAGGACUAUGGAACAUGCUGGGGCCCAUCCUGUGUGCUGUGCUGGUUAUGGGGACCUCCUGGGUGUAUCGAGGGGUGAAGAGGAGACGCUGUUACCCUCCAUCUUGGCGGCGUUGGGUACUGUUCCUCCUCCCGGGCCUGGCCUCGGCGCUGAUCGGCGUGUGUGUGUACGUGUUCGCUGAGACGGAGGACAACUACCUGUACACACACUCUCUGUGGCACGUCCUGGUCGCCUCCAGCGUGGUCUUCCUCUUACCUCCGGGAGAGACGGACUCUGUUAUCGCCUGGAGGCCCGCAGUCUGCGGUUACACACUCUGUCACAGCACGAAGGACGAGUUAUACACCGUUACAUGACCUCUGAACCCCCCUGGACCUGUGGAGACCGACUGUCUCAUGGGUAUCAGGGCUGUGACCAUACCAGGAUUGGACAGAUUGGUUUUGGGGGGUUCAUGGUAAAAAAAAAUGUUUGGUUUUGUCCUUUAAAAAACCUGCUGGGUGUAAAAUCUAGUGUUUUAUAGAUGGGAAAAACAUGAAUGAUGUUAAAUCUAGUGUUUUAUAGAUGGGAAAAACAUGAAUGAUGUUAAAUCUAGUGUUUUAUAGCUGGGAAAAACAUUAAUGAUGUUAAAUCUAGUGUUUUAUAGCUGGGAAAAACAUUAAUGAUGUUAAAUCUAGUGUUUUAUAGCUGGGAAAAACAUGAAUGAUGUUAAAUCUAGUGUUUUAUAGAUGGGAAAAACAUGAAUGAUGUUAAAUCUAGUGUUUUAUAGCUGGGAAAAACAUUAAUGAUGUUAAAUCUAGUGUUUUAUAGCUGGGAAAAACAUUAAUGAUGUUAAAUCUAGUGUUUUAUAGCUGGGAAAAACAUUAAUGAUGUUAAAUCUAGUGUUUUAUAGCUGGGAAAAACAUUAAUGAUGUUAAAUCUAGUGUUUUAUAGCUGGGAAAAACAUUAAUGAUUUAAAAUCUAGUGUUUUAUAGCUGGGAAAAACAUUAAUGAUGUAAAAUCUAGUGUUUUAUAGAUGGGAAAAACAUUAAUGAAGUUAAAUCUAGUGUUUUAUAGAUGGGAAAAACAUUAAUGAUGUUAAAUCUAGUGUUUUAUAGAUGGGAAAAACAUUAAUGAUGUUUAAAAACCUUUUCACUACAUGUAUAAUACUGGUAUGGUCCCAGCUUUGCUGUAUGUAUGUAUGUAUGUAUGUAUGUAUGUAUGUAUGUAUGUAUGUAUGUAUGUGUGUGUGUGUGUGUGUAUAUAUAUAUAUAUAUAUAUAUAUAUGACAUAUAUUUCUAGUCGAGGAUAUUAAUGUUUUUACACUAAUAUAUUUAUAUGACAUCACGGUGAUAUCACUGCCUGCUAAUCCAUCACGUCUUGCCCCUCCCUCUUCCUCCUUUCCUCCUCCUCAUCCUCCUCUCUAGUUUAGAUGCACUACUAGAUAGAUGAAGACUGCUAGUUAAAGCAGGGAAGUUCAAUGGUAUAGAUCAGGCCUCUCCUUUCUAAUACGGGACUAAUUCAGACCUGGUAUAGAUCAGGCCUCUCCUUCUAAUACGGGACUAAUUCAGACCUGGUAUAGAUCAGGCCUCUCCUUCUAAUACGGGACUAAUUCAGACCUGGUAUAGAUCAGGCCUCUCCUUCUAAUACGGGACUAAUUCAGACCUGGUAUAGAUCAGGCCUCCUUCUAAUACGGGACUAAUUCAGACCUGGUAUAGAUCAGGCCUCCUUCUAAUACGGGACUAAUUCAGACCUGGUAUAGAUCAGGCCUCCUUCUAAUACGGGACUAAUUCAGACCUUGUAUAGAUCAGGCCUCUCCUUCUAAUACGGGACUAAUUCAGACCUGGUAUAGAUCAGGCCUCUCCUAAUACGGGCCCAAUUCAGACACGGGACACCAGGUGAGUGUAAUUAACUAGCAGAAACAGAAGUGUUUCGGGCCUCCAGAACCAGAACUGAACAGCCCUGACUAAAGAAUAGUGGAAGAUUCUAGCAAUGAAGAUGUUUUUCCUCAUGGAUACAAUUUAUGUCUCUGUGUGCAGUUUGGAGGAAGUUAAAGGUCGUUUUCACCAGCCAACGCUAACUAGCAUUAGCACAAUGAGUUGUAGUCUACCAGUACAGCUAGCACCUGUAGACUCACUCCCUUACCCUGACCUCAAUGGGCCCUGUUCCAAUUCUAUACCCUCCCUCCGUUCCUAACUCCCUUACCCGCACCUCAAUGGGCCCUGUUCCAAUUCUAUACCCUCCCUCCCUCCGUUCCUAACUCCUUUCCUUCUCCUUAAAGCACUUUCAUGACUAAGUGUAAUAAUGUCAUUUUAAUGACAUCUAAAUGUAAUUUGUCUAGAGGUUUUUCUCUAAAUGUGUAUUUGCUUUUGAAACAAAUCAGAUUGUGUAUCCAGUGCCUCUCCUCUCUCUCUCUCUGUGUUCUGCAAGACCAGUUCCACCAUAACUCAGAUUUUUCUGGUCAUAUUGAUUAUAUAUCACAGUGAUAUUAAGUUAGAAUGAAGCAUUUUAAAUGUUCUGGUGUUGAGGUUAAUAAUGAUCAUGUUGUCGUGUCUUUGGCUAUGCCGUAUUAAGUGAUAUGACAUGCUAUUCUAUAAAAUGAUUUCUCUGUAAUAAAUAUUACCUGAUUUAAGCUAA
Molecule: messenger RNA, 4597 nt
Organism: Salmo salar (Atlantic salmon)
Lineage: Eukaryota; Metazoa; Chordata; Actinopteri; Salmoniformes; Salmonidae
Gene: pgap6
Product: post-glycosylphosphatidylinositol attachment to proteins 6
Cellular component (GO): membrane
Source: RefSeq, a predicted model, not a curated record